CACACACACAUUAAACUGAACAAGUGAAGCAAACACCACACCACAUUCUCUCUUCAUUGGACAUUACCUACUGGCAGAAACCACAACAAGAGCUGCUCUCACUAAUUGUCAUAGAUAUGCUCACAGGUGUUGAGCGUAAUGGUGGUGAGCGUGGUGGUGGGGAGAGUAAUGGGGAGUUCAGUCAAGCUACACCCCUCACCCACCACAUACAAACCCCACUACAACACCGUGUACUCCCCAAAGCCUCACCACGCCCCAAUCUACUCCCCAAAACCAACUUACGCCCCAGUGUAUUCCCCUAAGCCCACCUACACCCCUAAACCGAGCUACACCCCGCCUCUCUACACCCCAAAACCCACCUACGCGUCCACUUACGCCCCUCACUACACCCCUACACCGAAGUACGCUCCACCACAUCCCUCUCCUAAGCCUACCUACUCCCCAGCCCCAGCCUACAAGCCCCCACACCACCACCACCACCACGACGACUACUACUACGACGACAAGCCAGCACACUAUGACUUUGGCUACGGUGUGUCAGACAACUACCAUGGGACCACCUUCGGCCACUCUGAGAAGCGCUCCGGCUACCGCACAGAGGGCCAGUACUUUGUAGAUCUUCCUGAUGGCCGCAGGAUGGUGGUUACCUACUACAGUGACGACACUGGCUACCACCCAACUAUUACCUUUGAGGGCACUCCUACCUAUCCUGCCCACCCAUUACCUUACAAACCUAAACCAGUUCACAAGCCUGCCUACAGUCCCAAACCUCAUGCAUACAAGCCGUUAUAUUAAGGACAUUGAUGACUUUUUUGUUUUCUAUUUUCAGCUAUUUAAAUUAAAUAGAC
This is a messenger RNA of Portunus trituberculatus (swimming crab), 848 nucleotides long. RefSeq names its product adhesive plaque matrix protein-like. Lineage: Eukaryota; Metazoa; Arthropoda; Malacostraca; Decapoda; Portunidae. The coding region runs from base 139 to 795 and encodes 218 amino acids. Gene Ontology annotation, cellular component: extracellular matrix. The record is from RefSeq and is a predicted model, not a curated record. The transcript is spliced from 3 exons.